GGGCAGAAGGGCACCGAGGGCAACGGCCCAGCUCCCUCCAGCAGCCUGCACCGGCCCCCACCUCGCCCUGUGCCCCCCGGCCCCCUGCCGCUCCUGCCCACCCUGCGCCCUGUGCCUGCCGCCAGCCCCUGCCCCUGUCUCGGGCCCAGCCACCCCCUGCUCCUGGCCCUGCUGGGCCUCCUGGCCCUGGCGAGCCUGGUCCUGGCCACACUGGCCCUCUACCUGAGUGUCCUGCAGAGCCAGUCGGUGCGGGCGCUGGCCCAGUGGCUGGAGAGCCAGGAGGACGCGGUGCACCAGCUGCGGGCAGCCAGUGUGCAGCUCUGGGCUCGUCUCAACGCCAGCGCCGAGCCCGGCGGGCACCGCUGAGCUGCUCUGGCCCCACCAUGGGCACCAGGCCACCAGGGGAAGGGGCACCGAAGGUUGGGAGGGGGGAGCAGGCAGCCCUACCACCCCCCCAUCCUGCUCAGACCUGGCAGCAUCGCCCCAUG
Athene cunicularia (burrowing owl) is the source of this 488-nucleotide messenger RNA. It is a transcript of the gene LSMEM2, whose product is annotated as leucine rich single-pass membrane protein 2. The record is from RefSeq and is a predicted model, not a curated record. Lineage: Eukaryota; Metazoa; Chordata; Aves; Strigiformes; Strigidae. The transcript is spliced from 3 exons. The annotation marks the transcript as partial.